AUGGCGUCGCUACGAGUUCCUUACAAAGCAGUCGACAAUGUCGAAAUUCCCACUGACAUCUACCUGCCCUCAAAUGCCUUGUCCAGGCCUGCGCCUGUCCUGAUCAUGAUCCAUGGUGGCGCAUUUAUGCUCGGCCACGCAGGUAUCAACAGCAAAGACCAGAUCCAAGACUGUACAGAAAGAGGUUGGAUCGUACUUGCAAUCGAGCACCGACUCUGCCCGGGUGUCAACGUCUUCGAAGGACCCAUGACCGACGUGCGUGAUGCCUUAUCAUGGGCGCAAAACGGUGGUCUUGCAAAGGCGCUAACAGAAAAUGGGAAAAAUGUCAAUGUCGACGCAGAGAGGGUCAUGGUGAUGGGCACAAGUUCCGGUGGUCAUCUCGCUUUAUCUACGGCAUGGAACGCCUACAAACCACCCCUAGCAAUCCUAGACUUCUACGGCGCAAAAUGUUUCUCUGAUCCCUUCUGGACCAAGCCAAUGCCAGACAUGCCCAAGCCCUUCUACGACCCUCUAUCCGAACCAGACGUUAAAGCCGUGUACGACGAAAAAGUAGUUUUCAUCGGCGGCAUGUCUCUUGAGGGCCAGGCUUCUGAUCCAAACCACCCGAACCCUAAGCAACGACAGGGCUUUGCUAUGCAUCAGAUUGCAACAGGCAACGUUAUCAAGGUCAUAUGGCCGUCUUACCCCCACAGUCUGGAGAAGAUUGAUCCGGUUCUGAAUGUCAGUGAGAAGUGGCCGCCUACGGCUAUUGUGCAUGGCACGGCUGACGCUACGAUUCCGAUGCGUUUGAGCAAGGAUUUCGAGAAUAAAUUGAAGGGGAAAAGUGUGAAAACGGCGUUCUUUGAGGUUGAGGGCGAGCCGCAUACUUUUGUGGGGAAGAUGGUCAAGGGGAGUCGGACGUGGGAUACGCAGAGGAAGGGGUUUGAUUGGUUGGAGGAGCGGUUGAGGGAGUCGUACAAGGUCUAG
Molecule: messenger RNA, 966 nt
Organism: Macroventuria anomochaeta
Lineage: Eukaryota; Fungi; Ascomycota; Dothideomycetes; Pleosporales; Didymellaceae
Product: alpha/beta-hydrolase
Exons: 3
Coding region: 1-966 (321 amino acids)
Source: RefSeq, a predicted model, not a curated record